GGUCUGUUUUGAGAGAAAGUUGAUUGCACAGCCACACUGAAGCCAAGAUUUCUCACCACCAUAACAUAAAAAUACGUCAUUGUGGUUUUGGCUGUUCCCUCCCCUACCAGUACAGUGCAGGUACUCUCAUCACACAAACAGCAAGUAAAUCACAACGUGAUGAAUAUUCCAGCCUGACUGAUAUCAUCUUCAUUUAACUCGAUAUUCUUUUCCAAGGAAGGAACAAUGUUCUACAAAAACACCAUCAGCACAACUCAAACUCCCUAACAGAUAAUAUACCUCCUUUCUUUCUUCUGAACGAAACAAACGACCACCAAGUACGCGGCAAAAUUGCCAUUCACACCCACAAAUGGCCUCGCUCCUUCGUCAAAUUGUCGCAGGUCCGCGUUCUCGACACCCAGAAGCAGGACUGGAUCUCUGCUACGUAACACCUAAUAUAAUUGCGACGUCUGGACCCAGCGGCACAUAUCCGCAACGCGCAUAUCGCAAUCCGCUCGAUCAACUCGUUACAUUCCUCGAUUAUAAACAUGGGAAAGAGGGAUGGAUGAUUUGGGAAUUCAGGGCCGAGGGGACUGGAUAUCCGGAUGAGGAGGUGAGAGGGAGAGUGAGACAUUGGCCAUGGCCGGAUCAUCACCCGCCGCCCUUUAAGUUGGUUCCGGGGAUUGUGGGAGGAAUGAGGAAUUGGCUGGAGGGGGCGGGAGAUGGUGAGGGGAAGGAUGAGAAGAAAGAGGGGGGGAGGGUGGUAGUUGUUCACUGUAAGGCUGGGAAGGGGAGAAGUGGCACAAUGGCUUGCAGUUAUUUGAUUGCGGAGUGUGGAUGGAAGGCAUCUGAGGCACUUGCGCGAUUUACAGAGAGAAGAAUGAGACCUGGUUUUGGACAGGGAGUCUCGAUACCAAGUCAGUUGAGAUGGGUUGGAUAUGUGGAUCGGUGGACACAAUCUGGAAAACAUUAUGUUGAUCGCCAAAUUGAGAUUAUGGAAGUACAUGUUUGGGGAUUAAGGGAUGGUGUGAAAGUCCAGGUCGAAGGAUAUGUUGACGAAGGCAAAACAAUCAAAUUAUUCCACGUCUUUACAAAGAAGGAGAGAGUAGUGGUAGAAGGGGAUACACCUGGUAGUGGCGGAAUCAAGAAUAUGAUAUCCGACAUGGCAGGGUUUGGAAAUCAAGAUAAAAUCGCAACAUCCAAGACCACAGAUCGAAUCGAAGAACCCAAAAAUCUCAAACCAACACCACGAGCUACGGAACCUAAUCCCAGCGAAUCAGAAACAGAUUCGGAAACUGGGGGAGGAGCAGUCAUUUUCAAACCUUCUACAAGAGUUAUUCUUCCUACGAGCGAUGUCAAUAUCGAUUUCGAACGCAGGAAUAAAGCUUCCAUGGGUUGGACAAUGGUUACAGCUGUUGCUCACGUAUGGUUUAAUGCAUAUUUCGAAGGUAACGGACCUGAAAAGAAUGGCAAGCCAGAGGAAAAUGGUAUAUUCGAGAUUGAAUGGGAUAAAAUGGAUGGAAUCAAAGGUUCUUCUCGUAAAGGGACAAGAGCCUUGGAUAAACUGGCCGUAGUUUGGAAAGUCUAUGACCCUGAACCAGGUCGUGGUAGAAAAGAAAGUAUCAUUGAAGAACCAGGCCGAAAUUCCCCAGUCCCCGAAGUCCAAGCCGCAGAUUGGAAGGGAGAAAAUGAAGUUUCUCCUACCAAUGGGCAGAGGGAUUUAGGACUCCGAACAGAAAGUCCAGCGAGCGCGGAAGUUAGUAAGGCGAGUAGUAUGAAUGAGGCUGAGAAGGAAAAAGAAGAGAGGAGAGAUGAAGAGGGGUUGAAAGUCUCGAGUCCAACCGGAGAAGAGGAUUUACAGUUGGAUAUUACAAGUUUACCGAAACCGGAAGGAAACGCACCGGUGCCGGAUUUGGAACAGAUUAAUCAGGGACUCGAUACGGCGACGUCGACGACGAUGAAUCAUGAGGCGAGGAAGUGAGUGCAAUUUUCGGAACGGGGAUGCGAUGACGGAAGGGAAAUUACUGACUGUGGGAUGUAGAGAUGUAGGGAAUCAGAAUCGGAGUGAGGUUUCGGAAAAGAAAGGAGUGCAUAAUAUAGAUGAUAUACCGAAUGCACCACCUGUGUCUACAAUCUCAACUGCGGACUUACCGGGUGGUGUGCCGGAGGAUCAGAUGAAAAAUGCAAAGGGUCACAAGUUGGGUCAUUUGCAGAGUGUUAAUAGGAUUAUUGAUUCGUAGUGUUUAGGGGUAUGGGUGGAUGUGUGAGAGGGAGAGGAUUCGUAACGGAUGUUUGGGGGUUUUGCUGGAGAUUUAUGUUUUUCAGAGGGAAGCAGAGGAGAGGAGGUGUUCUUUGAAGGGAUAGGGCAGAACAGAACAGCGCAGAGUGAUUUUUUAUUUUUUAUUGAUUUUUUUUUUAGAAAAAUAUAGAUACCAUUCAUUGCAUGCAUGCAUGCAUGAUACAUUACAUACCCACGUAUCGAUCGACCUUUUAAUUCUAUCUUCAUUCAAUUUUUGUUUGCUAUCGUAUAAACUAUCAUCGAGAGAAUUUAUGAUUCA
Botrytis cinerea B05.10 is the source of this 2537-nucleotide messenger RNA. RefSeq names its product Bctep1 (gene Bctep1). NCBI's taxonomy places the organism in Eukaryota, Fungi, Ascomycota, Leotiomycetes, Helotiales, Sclerotiniaceae. The transcript has a single exon. Gene Ontology annotation, cellular component: cell projection; cytosol; plasma membrane. Gene Ontology annotation, biological process: negative regulation of cell population proliferation; regulation of phosphatidylinositol 3-kinase/protein kinase B signal transduction; phosphatidylinositol 3-kinase/protein kinase B signal transduction. Bases 350 to 1960 code for a protein of 536 amino acids. The record is from RefSeq and is a predicted model, not a curated record. Gene Ontology annotation, molecular function: protein tyrosine/serine/threonine phosphatase activity; phosphatidylinositol-3,4,5-trisphosphate 3-phosphatase activity; protein tyrosine phosphatase activity.